Molecule: messenger RNA, 1119 nt
Organism: Betta splendens (Siamese fighting fish)
Lineage: Eukaryota; Metazoa; Chordata; Actinopteri; Anabantiformes; Osphronemidae
Product: olfactory receptor 51F2-like
Exons: 1
Coding region: 136-1119 (327 amino acids)
Biological process (GO): G protein-coupled receptor signaling pathway
Cellular component (GO): membrane
Molecular function (GO): G protein-coupled receptor activity; olfactory receptor activity
Source: RefSeq, a predicted model, not a curated record
CUACUCACUUCUGAGAGCUGAACACUUCCUCAGUCCUGAGGUGAGUUUGGUAACAUUUCUCCUAUAUCUCUCAAACAUGUUAUAGAUUGUACUUGAUGUGUUGUACUUACACAUUUAGGGAAGCAGGUGUUUGUAAUGGGUCCGAAAGAGAAAUCUGCCACCAUGCUCAACACCACGUUUGUCCGUCCUGCAGCCUUUUAUCUUAGUGGAUUGUCCAACAUCUCUAAUGCAAACUAUUUCUAUGUUUUUCUGUGCUUCAUUUACAUCUUGACUGUCCUCGGGAACUGUUUUUUAAUAUUUGUAAUUUACCUGGUGAAGACUCUUCACACUCCUAAAUACAUGAUCGUGUUCAGCCUGGCUUUAACAGAUCUGUGUGGCAGCACUGCUCUCAUCCCUAAAGUCCUGGACACGUUCUUGUUUGACAGGAGAUACAUUGUCUAUGAGGCUUGUUUGAGUUACUUGUUCUUUGUGUGGUUCUUUGCCUUUGUACAGUCGUGGACACUUGUCACUAUGGCCUAUGACAGGUUUGUAGCCAUUUGCUUUCCUCUGAGGUACCACAGUAUUGUGACUAAACCAGCUGUUGCUUUGCUUCUCCUCUUUGUGUGGGUUUUUUCACUGAGUCUUUUAGCGACUGUUGUUGGAUUCCUUGACCGUCUCUCCUUCUGUCGGUCCUUAGUGGUAACAAGCUUUUUCUGUGACCAUGGACCAGUAUAUCAUCUGGCCUGUAAUGACACAACUGUAAAUUCUAUCUUAGCAAAAGUCGUCAUAACUGUAAUCAUGUUUAUCCCUCCAUUGUUAAUAGCACUGACCUACAUGUGUAUUGCUGUCGCACUUAGCAGGAUCGCGUCAGGAGUGGAACGACUCAGAGCUCUCAAAACUUGUACUUCUCACCUGAUUCUUGUUGCUAUAUUCUUUCUACCUCUCCUGGCCACUAACAUAGCUGCACUGACAUCCUACAUCCACCCUAACACAAGGAUCAUCAACUCUACUUUGACACACACUGUACCAGCUCUGCUAAACCCCAUCAUCUACUCUUUAAAGACUGAAGAAGUGAUGAAGUCUGUCAAGAGGCUCUUUAGAAACAAUAAGUUAAGAAAUGUGAACUUAUCCAGAAGAUGA